This is a messenger RNA of Ziziphus jujuba (common jujube), 2048 nucleotides long. Its product is annotated as 3-ketoacyl-CoA synthase 4. The coding region runs from base 247 to 1800 and encodes 517 amino acids. The transcript has a single exon. The record is from RefSeq and is a predicted model, not a curated record. Gene Ontology annotation, biological process: fatty acid biosynthetic process. Gene Ontology annotation, molecular function: acyltransferase activity, transferring groups other than amino-acyl groups. Gene Ontology annotation, cellular component: membrane. NCBI's taxonomy places the organism in Eukaryota, Viridiplantae, Streptophyta, Magnoliopsida, Rosales, Rhamnaceae.
UUCAAAUCAAUCCCCUCUCUCUAUCCCCUAUAUACGCGGCUUUCAAGCACAUCCUUACAAAGAUUUAUAUAUAUAUAUAUAUAUAUACGCACACACACACACACACACACCUCUUUUAUAUCAAUAUGACUUUCUAUAUAUACACAUAAAAUACAUAAUUUUUUAUAUAUCAAUCAAAUUCACCGCCGCGCGAGCCUCCCCAUUUCUUUGCCUCAAGCGUUGAAAGGGUAAUCUUCGACCACCGCCAUGGACCGGGGCGGCGCUACCCACGUUGCCCCCGCCGGAGGAGGUGGUUCCGGUGCCGUUGGAGUUCAGAUCCAGCCGACCCGAAGGCUACCUGAUUUCCUACAGAGCGUCAAUCUCAAAUACGUCAAAUUAGGGUAUCAUUAUCUGAUCUCCAAUCUCUUAACCUUGUGUUUCAUACCUCUAAUUAUCGUAACCCUAAUCGAGGCCUCUCAAAUGGAUGUGGGUGAUCUGCGCCAACUCUGGUUUCAUCUGCAGUACAAUUUGGUCAGCGUCAUCAUUUGCUCCGCUUUCUUGGUCUUCGGUUUGACCGUCUACAUCAUGACCAGGCCCAGGCCCGUUUAUCUCGUGGACUAUUCCUGUUUCCGUGCUCCCGAUCAUCUCAAAGCCCCGUUCGACCGCUUCAUGGAGCAUUCCAGGCUCACCGGCGACUUCGACGACACGUCGCUCAAUUUCCAGCGCAAGAUUCUGGAACGCUCCGGACUCGGCGAGGAGACUUAUGUCCCAGAAGCGAUGCACGAAAUCCCGCCGACGCCAACGAUGGCUGCGGCGAGGGAAGAGGCCGAGCAGGUCAUGUUUGGCUCCUUGGAUAACCUAUUCGCAAAUACGAAUGUCAAGCCCAAGGAUAUUGGGAUUCUCGUUGUGAAUUGCAGCUUGUUUAAUCCUACCCCAUCGCUUUCCGCUAUGAUUGUGAAUAAAUACAAACUCAGAGGUAAUAUUAGGAGCUUCAAUUUGGGAGGGAUGGGUUGUAGUGCUGGGGUUAUUGCCAUUGAUUUAGCGAAAGAUAUGCUUCAAGUUCAUAGGAAUACAUACGCUGUGGUUGUGAGCACCGAGAAUAUUACCCAGAAUUGGUAUUUUGGAAACAAGAAAUCCAUGUUGAUACCCAAUUGCUUGUUUCGAGUUGGGUGUUCGGCGGUUUUGCUAUCAAACAGGUCCGGAGAUAGAAGACGAGCCAAGUAUAGACUUGUUCAUGUAGUGAGAACCCAUCGUGGGGCAGAUGAUAAGGCUUUUCGCUGCGUUUAUCAGGAACAAGACGAGGUGGGGAAGACAGGCGUUUCACUGUCCAAGGAUUUGAUGGCGAUUGCUGGAGGAGCGCUCAAGACCAACAUCACAACUCUGGGUCCUCUUGUGCUUCCAAUCAGCGAGCAGCUUUUGUUCUUUGCCACCCUUUUGGUUAAGAAAUUGCUGAAUGGGAAUGUGAAGCCUUAUAUACCAGAUUUCAAACUGGCAUUUGAUCAUUUUUGCAUACACGCCGGUGGCAGAGCUGUGAUUGAUGAAUUGGAGAAGAACCUGCAGCUUUCACCAUCUCAUGUGGAGGCUUCAAGGAUGACUCUUCACCGGUUUGGGAACACUUCGUCGAGCUCGAUUUGGUAUGAAUUGGCCUAUACAGAAGCCAAAGGAAGGAUGCGCAGAGGAAACCGUGUUUGGCAGAUUGCAUUUGGAAGUGGGUUUAAAUGUAAUAGUGCGGUUUGGGAGGCGCUUAGAAAUGUAAAGCCUUGUCGAAAUGGUCCAUGGGAAGAUUGCAUUGAUAAGUAUCCGGUUAAGAUAGUUUCAUAGUUUUUGAAAUAAACAGUUUUACAAUUUGGGUUGACGCUCUUUUUCUAUAUAGAAUUAGUAGCCAAACCACUCUGUCUUGCCUGGGUCACAUUGCUGUGGUAUUUAGUUUUGGGGGGUUUUGUCUUUUUUUUCUAUUUUUUAUUUAAUCUGAUAUUGGAAGUCAUAUUGUGGUUUUUCCAUCACUCAGUGUUUUCAUUAUCCAUUUAGGAUGGUCAAUCUAUCUAUGCUAUGAAACUUCUUUUCACUGA